AUGUUCAAAUACGUUGUCCCCAGAUCAUUAGCUAGAUCCACCAUCGUUAGUAAACGGUUUUCAUCUAUCAUUUCCGUCCACAGAGACAUAAAAGAAGAUAACCCAUCAAUUAGCUUUGAGUUCAAUGCCGAAAACAAAGAAAGAGUCAAAUCCAUCAUUGCCAAAUACCCUCCACAAUAUAAGAAAGGUGCAGUGAUGCCUUUAUUGGAUUUAGCUCAACGUCAAUUGGGAUUUACCUCCAUUAGUGCUAUGAAUUAUGUUGCCAAAUUAUUGGACAUGCCUCCUAUGAGAGUUUAUGAGGUUGCUACCUUCUAUACCAUGUACAAUAGGAAACCAAUGGGUAAGUACAAUAUUCAAGUUUGUACCACUACCCCAUGUCAAUUAUGUGGAUCUGAUGGUAUUAUGAAAGCUGUCACAGAUUUCUUACAAAUCAAACCUGGUCAAACUACUAAAGAUAAUUUAUUCACUUUACAUGAAGUUGAAUGUUUGGGUGCUUGUGUCAAUGCUCCUAUGAUCGCUGUUAAUGACGAUUUCAUUGAAGAUUUGACUCCCGAAGCAACCGUUGACGUAUUGAAGAAAUUACAAUCUGGUGAAGCUUUGAAAUCCAUCGGGCCUGUUUCCGGAAGAGCAUCUUGCGAGCCAUUCUCUGGCCCUAAGGUUUUAUUAGGAGAACAACCUAAUGAUGUUAGAAAGCAAAUCCAAGAAGCAUUGGCUUAA
Lizanozyma spartinae is the source of this 717-nucleotide messenger RNA. RefSeq lists its product as uncharacterized. Bases 1 to 717 code for a protein of 238 amino acids. The transcript has a single exon. Lineage: Eukaryota; Fungi; Ascomycota; Pichiomycetes; Serinales; Debaryomycetaceae. The record is from RefSeq and is a predicted model, not a curated record. Gene Ontology annotation, molecular function: NADH dehydrogenase activity.